AUGCAGAUAUUUGAUGGGUGUGGUGGUGUUGAUGCCGCAUCAUUUAUUAAAAAGAACAUGUUUAACUUUAUAAUUGAAGAUUCUCAAUUUCCACCUAGCAAUAAGAAGGCAAUUAAGAAUGCAUUUGUGAAGGCUGAUCAUGCAUUUAGAGAUGCCGGUACACUUGAUAGUUCCUUAGGAACCACAACUCUAAUAGUCAUUGUCUUGGGAAGGGUUGUGCUGGUUGCGAAUGCAGGAGAUUCGUGCGCAGUAUUAGGCAAACGCGGCCGAGCAGUUGAACUUUCAAAAGACCAUAAACCAAAUUGCAUGUCUGAAAGAUUAAGAAUUGAAAAACUAGGUGGUGUUAUCUAUGACGGUUACCUAAAUGGACAACUAUCAGUGGCACGUGCACUAGAAGAUUGGCACAUAAAAGGUUCAAAAAGUCCCUUAAGCUGUGAGCCAGAGAAUGUUCACUGUGCGAAUUUAUGGCGAGGUCCCAGCGAGCCAUCUUAG
Lathyrus sativus (Indian pea) is the source of this 492-nucleotide messenger RNA. The record is from the annotation of a GenBank genome assembly. NCBI's taxonomy places the organism in Eukaryota, Viridiplantae, Streptophyta, Magnoliopsida, Fabales, Fabaceae.